Molecule: messenger RNA, 2253 nt
Organism: Lindgomyces ingoldianus
Lineage: Eukaryota; Fungi; Ascomycota; Dothideomycetes; Pleosporales; Lindgomycetaceae
Exons: 1
Coding region: 1-2253 (750 amino acids)
Source: RefSeq, a predicted model, not a curated record
AUGCCACCGAAAUGUCCUCCCAACUCAUACCGAUCUCAAAUCGAUGAGCCCCAAAGUUCUGCUCUGCGGCGAAGUGCUGCUCCAGAUCAAGCAGAGCCAAUAUCACCCCACAGCUAUCCCUACCACACAUUUGACCAACCUUCAACAUUAGCUACCUCGGCAUCCCAGCGAGAGCUUGAAGCAUCCCGAGAACGUAGACUCGAAAUGUACCGGCAACGGAAGUCUAGCCGCCAAACCUCUCAACCAGUCAAUCCAAUAUCUCAGCAGGAGAGUGUUGGCAUUGGUGAGAUCGCGAAAGAUGAUGAAACGUGCAUCUCUUUAAGAUGCUACACCCCUCGGCCCGGAGAAGAUGGUUACGGUUGGUCAGAAACUGGAUUUUGGUUCCGAGAGUAUCAUCGACAGGACUGCUACUGUGAGCUGUGUCACCCUCGGCGCCAAAAGGCAGCGUUAAGGUCAAAACGGAAGGCAUCUACACACCCCCUACCGAAUAUCUUAUCAAACUCACCUUUGGGAUAUAUCAAACAUAUGCGGAAGCGCCGCGGCGGAGAACGUACUCUCACAGGGUCUUUGCCAAAUCUUCCAUCACCACCACCUUGGGAUUCCUUGUAUCAGCCUUUGGCUCGUUCACAAGUGAGCCUUCCAAGUAACGUCCAGACACCUCAAGAACAGACCCUGCAUCCAGGGGCUCUGGACUCAGACUCUGAACAGAUAUUCUCAGGCCUUUAUCUGUCCUUCACAAGAAGCUCCCCAAUACCAUCACCGGGGCUCCAGAGUGAUUCUGAGCCGCCAUCUAUCGGCGACAGACGACAGCCUUCUCAAGAACACAUUGAAGGCCUGACGCAUAGGGGAAAGGCAAGACUACGGGGAGGCGGGGAUGCAGAUACUGGAUCAGGAAGCUGGCGAGUGAAUAGACCCAGGGAUCGGCAAGCAAAUAGCAUCGGGAGCCAAGUAGCAAAUGGGAUCGGGGAUCAAGGCCAUGAAGUAAACGGAAGCGAGAAGGAGGAAGCCCCCAGCGCUAGAGAACUACUUGAGAUGAUAGACGAUAGACGGGAGCAAUGCCACGGGAACUUGAAGGCCGAGCGUCGACAAAACCCUACCUUGCAGUACAUGGCGAUGGAGCAAAUGACCCGCGGUACGAUAUUAGAGCCUCACGGAAAUAAAGACUUGCCUCCUAAUCAGGGGCAACAGAGACGACGGGGAGACGAGAUAAUUUAUCACUUGAGCUCAAAUCCUCCCCUUAUCGCGAAUAGACUUCUCUUAGAAGGAAAUCUUGGAUCAGACCAAUACGAUUUUGCUCCAACAAACGGACACUCGCCAGAAGCUUCUGCGAAUUUGAUCCCUUAUUCUAAUCCUCUCAAAAGUAGAUACUUUCCAGGAGCGCCGUCUUGUGAAAACGCAUCUCCCCCUCACGCAAGUGGAGCAAUGCCUGUUGAUCGAGCGCAACGAACCCAGCCUUGUCCAGGACCAUAUUCUCGUGGGAGCCCAUACGAUGUACUUUCGCACAACUUGCAAGCCCGCUAUAGCUUGAGACUACCUAAGCUAGGGGAACCAAUCGGUAGGAGUCCAUUUGCUCGUGACGCAUAUGAAGCCUUGUCAUAUACCCCAGCUUUUUUAACCCGGCGCCAUCUUCGCGGUGAAGAGAGACGAGAAGUGGUCUUCAAGGUUCUACAAGAAAAACGAGACUAUUUUAAUUCCUGGAUUGGAGGAGAACAGCGAGAGCUGGAAAGUCGCUCCAGAAGCAGUUUUAACAACAGCAAUGCUCCCGUGAGCGCCUCCACAAGCAGAGAAAGCGCGGUGAAUGGAACUCGAGACGCGACAACUUUACCCCCCCACUCAAGCGACAACACUUCCGAAAGCCCAACGUCGGGAUCCAAAGACCAAAUGGGUUUAUUCCGUCGCUAUUUCGGGCCUAGCCGUAGUGAGGAUGUGAAUUUAAGUCACGAAACUAAGGAGGAUGAAGAAAUCGCACCCAAUCAACCACUUGGAGUGUUAAACAGACAUGUGGCAAGUAGAAGCUCCUCGCCUGACAGAAAUGCGAGUGGGUGGGCUCGGCAUAACGCUUUUUCGCGUAUGGUUCCUCCAGGAGGAAGGCUGCGGGAGGCUGAGAGAUCCACGUCCGCCCCGUCUCUUGGAUUGUCGACCCGGAGUUUGAUAAAUGUAACCGUUUCUCCUAGAAGAAAUUCAACUCGAAGAGCUCAGUGUACCGCUACCAUGAAUAGCUAUCCGCAAGGAGAUGGGCCCACCGGAGGCUGA